AUGGCGUCGGUGGCUGCGUGGCUGCCCUUUGCCCGCGCGGCCGCCAUCGGCUGGGUGCCGAUCUCGCGGCAGCCGAUGCCCCGGGCCCCCAUCGCGAUACAGGCAAAAGACCUUGCCGUGGACCACGUCUCCGACGAGAAGCUCUCGAUCAACAUUUCCGGGCGAAAAUUCGAGACGUGGAAGAACACGCUGGAGAAAUUCCCGGAGACACUUUUAGGAUCUAAUGAAAAGGAAUUCUUCUACGACGAGGAGACGGGCGAGUAUUUCUUCGAUCGGGACCCCGAUAUAUUUCGACAUAUCUUGACGUUUUAUCGGACCGGCAAGUUGCAUUAUCCGCGGCACGAGUGUCUGGUGGCCUACGAUGAAGAGUUGUCAUUUUUCGGCAUUAUGCCCGAUUUGAUAUCAGAUUGUUGCUAUGAGGAUUAUAAGGACAAAAAGCGUGAAAAUCAGGAGCGACUCCUUGAAGAAAGACUCGAGAAUACCGACGCGACAAAGUUGAAGCAGACAACACAGCAAAAAAUGUGGGCAGCCUUCGAAAACCCUCACACCUCGUCGGUGGCGUUGGUGUUCUACUACGUGACGGGGUUCUUCAUUGCUGUCUCCGUUCUGUGCAACAUUAUCGAGACUAUUCCUUGCAGGUACACCGAUGAUGUGAGCACGUCCUGCGGUGAUCUGUAUGAGAAACAGUUCUUCGUCCUCGACACGGCGUGCGUGAUCAUAUUUACGAUAGAGUACUGUUUACGGCUCUACGCCGCGCCGGAUCGAUGCCGUUUUGUGCGCUCAAUUAUGAGUGUCAUAGACGUCGUCGCCAUCCUACCGUACUACGUCGGCCUGGCCUUCCAGAAUAACAAAGAUUUCUCGGGGGCAUUCGUGACGUUGCGUGUUUUUAGGGUUUUCCGAAUCUUCAAAUUUUCCCGCCACUCUCAGGGCCUACGGAUACUCGGCUAUACAUUAAAGUCGUGCGCCUCGGAGCUCGGGUUCCUUGUGUUCUCGCUGGCGAUGGCGAUCAUCAUCUUUGCCACAAUCAUGUACUAUGCUGAGAAAAAGGUGCCGCACACCAGAUUCACCUCAAUCCCGGACGCCUUUUGGUACACCAUCGUUACGUUGACAACGCUCGGCUACGGUGACAUGGUCCCGUCAACAGUGAUGGGAAAGAUUGUGGGCGGUGUCUGCUCGUUGUCUGGAGUGCUUGUCAUCGCCCUUCCUGUUCCCGUCAUCGUCAGCAACUUUUCACGAAUCUACCAUCAGAAUCAGCGGGCGGACAAGAGACGUGCGCAAAAGAAAGCCCGUCUGGCCCGAAUACGAAUCGUGAAGAACGCCUCCGGCCAAGCCCUCUUCAACAAGAAAAAGGCGCACGAGGCUCGGAUGCGCGCCUUCGAGCAGGGGCUGCUGUCGUUUGAUGCGUUGCGGGAUGAGGACAUCUUCGAGAUACAGCACCAUCAUUUGUUGCAAUGCUUGGAGAAGGCCACGGAACGCGAAUUCGUCGAGGCGGACAUCUCAUUCGAGGGCGGUGGUGUGAGAGCCACCCCUCCGCUCACCCCCUCAUCCUCCUCUUCCCAGUUGCGAAGGCGUCGCAACAGCGUUGGGUGGUGCUGUGUGGGCAGACGGAAAUCCGAGGGCGACAUCGAAGCUCAAAAAGUCACUUUUGCCGACCAGAAUCAGGUGCACGAGCCAUCCCCUAACGUACACGUAGACGACGUCGGUCAUCAUCGCCCGCAUGAGAAGUUUUGCAUUUCACAGCUG
Molecule: messenger RNA, 1743 nt
Organism: Mesorhabditis spiculigera
Lineage: Eukaryota; Metazoa; Nematoda; Chromadorea; Rhabditida; Rhabditidae
Source: the annotation of a GenBank genome assembly